UGCAGUCCAAUAGACUCGUCCAUACUUGUUUGUUUAAAUUUGCUGGAAGUCAUUCUGGGUGUUUAUUCGACAAAAGCAAAGAUAAAACUAUAAAAUGAAAUAAUAAUUGAACAUUGCGAAUUUGACUACACGGAAGAAAUAUUUUCGCUGAAUUACAGUGAAGCGGACCCGAAAAUCUAGAAGCAUCAAGUUACCCGAAUCGACGAAUUUCGGUCAAUUUUUAAGUCUGGAAAAAUGAACACUGAUCGCAAAUCAACUGAAAAAAUUCCGAAGAAUGAAGCCGGUCAAGAUUUUUAUAAACUCAGAAAAGAAUGGUUGGCAAAGAAAAGAGACGAAAAUGAUACGACAAAUUUGUUUGUCGACUUAUCAUUCCCGGCGCGGGAUUCUUCCUUAUAUCCAAAUGGGAUUCCACAUGACAAAAAGAAAUUCCCUGAGAAGAUCGUAUGGAAACGUCCGUGGCAAAUAGUAAAAAACCCGCAAUUCUUUGUCGACGGAAUUUCACGAUUCGACGCUCAGCAACGUGCGUUCGAUAAUUGUUGGGUAAUCGCUAGUUUGCCAAUUUUAACAACAAACCCCAAAUUAUUCUAUCAAGUUGUACCGGAGGAUCAAAGCUUCCAGGAGAACUAUGCCGGAAUAUUUCACUUCAGAUUUUGGCAUUACGGAAAAUGGGUGGAGAUUGUGAUUGACGAUUUUUUGCCGACUGAUUCGAGAGGCUUGUUAUGUUCACGCUCACCGGAAACUAACGAAUUCUGGAUUUCCCUGGUUGUCAAAGCUUACGCGAAACUCUAUGGAUCCUGGGAGGCCUUGGAAGAUGGUCGAGCUUCCGAAGCCUUGGAAGAUUUUACCGGAGGACUAGCGUUGUUCUACGCUUUGGAUGAAACCAGCCAGCUUCCUUUCGACACUUUGCUGAAAGCUCAUGAGAAUCAUGCCCUCAUGGUGUGCGGCUCAAAGUGCUUCGAACGGAAGAAAAAGUCAUGCGGAGGCUUCUACAAGAGCAUUUGGCCGCAACACGGUUACAGUAUCACCGGAGUCGUGAAUUACAAGGGACAACAGUUGCUGCGGAUGAGAAACCCGUGGGGUGAUCACCGGGAAUGGAGUGGACCAUUUGGGGACAAGGACGCAGUUUGGACUGUUGAUGCUGAUAUGAGAAAGGCACUUGAUUUUAAGCCUGACGCUGACGGUGAAUUUUUCAUACCUUACGAAAUGGUUCCUCAAUAUUUCGCCAGAAUCGAGAUUUGCCACUUGCCCUUUCUUGGCGAAGGUAACGAGAAUCGUAAGUCAAAGGUGUUUGAAGGAAAAUGGAUACGUCGCACACAGACACUCGAAAGCACUAAUUAUUUGGACGCAGCGUCAAAGAUAUUGAGCCAAAACACGCAGUAUCGUAUUACCUUGAAAAAUCCGGACACGGAGGACGGUAAAUGCGCAGUCAUAGUUGCACUGAUGCAGAAGAAUCGAAGAAUAAAACGAGCUACUGAUCUCACAGUUGGACUGGAAAUUUAUCACCUGGGGUAUCCGAAUAAAUUACCGGAGCCAUUGACUGCCGAUUUCUUCAAGAAAAACCAGCCGAUUUCAGGAUCCGGAGCAGGAGCACCACUCCGUGAAGUCUACAAUUUGUUUAAAUUGAAACCCGGAACUUAUUGCAUUAUUCCCUGUAUUUACAACCUCGAAGGUGAGGAAUACGAACUCAGUACCAAUGAAGAAGAAGAAUUCUUACUCAGGGUUUUCUUCGGGAACAUACCCAAUGUAAACGAAGCGUUCAUGACCAGUAAUUUAUCACCGCGAAGAAAGUAUGAGUGAAUCUUAUUCAUUUCCGUUAUACCAACUCCAACGUCUGGGAUUUCCUACUUUGCAAGGGCUAUGAUUCAGGUUACUGAAAUCGAUCGUAAGCACAGGACGCAUACGGAAAAUAAUAAGUUUAACCUUUUAAAAUGAAACUAUUCAUUCGUUAAAAUAAACUUUGUCAGAUUGAAUAAUUUUCA
Messenger RNA from Neodiprion fabricii, 1979 nucleotides. RefSeq names its product calpain-B-like. NCBI's taxonomy places the organism in Eukaryota, Metazoa, Arthropoda, Insecta, Hymenoptera, Diprionidae. Gene Ontology annotation, cellular component: cytoplasm. The coding region runs from base 235 to 1797 and encodes 520 amino acids. Gene Ontology annotation, biological process: proteolysis. The record is from RefSeq and is a predicted model, not a curated record. Gene Ontology annotation, molecular function: calcium-dependent cysteine-type endopeptidase activity. The transcript has 9 exons.